Pocillopora verrucosa is the source of this 1255-nucleotide messenger RNA. The record is from RefSeq and is a predicted model, not a curated record. NCBI's taxonomy places the organism in Eukaryota, Metazoa, Cnidaria, Anthozoa, Scleractinia, Pocilloporidae.
CGCACGAAUGCAGCAUGCAGUACAACGAGAACUCGACGUUCGACUCGUUCACAGAUCUCAUCAACACGACAACACGUCCGUCGGAAAAGAGGUACGUCUUGGACCACUGGGCUUUUAAGUUUUUCUCUUAUUUCUUUGGCAUUGCUUUUGGUAUUUUUUCGCUUUGCUGCCUUGUUUUCAUCGUUCGACAAUGUAAGCAGCCAUCAAGCAGUCGGAGCAUCCACAGUCGCUUUACAACUGUUCAACUGUUUGUGGCAGCGGCUUUGAAAGAAGUCGCGCUAUUUUGGUCCCCUCUGCUGUUAGACGGUGAAACAACUGAAAUAGUAUUAAUAACACUACUUGUAGAUUGUGUCUCGGUAGCGCUGAUUCUGACUGCUUUCAGCAUUCUUCUCCUCAUAUUGCUGGAAUCAACCAAAAUAUCAUUAGCUCCACCGAGGCUCCAAAACAUUUGGGUGUUGCUCGGAUUUACAGUGGUUCCGACCGUAAUUAUGCUCACAUUCAACCUGUUGGUGCUGUACGUCAGAGAAUUUUGGUACCUCGUAUCCUAUGUGACAAUUCUUGGCUGGGGAAUAUUCAUCUGCGUUGGUUACCUAAUAGCAGGACACAGGAUGUGGCGAAAUCUGAAGUCAUCGCGACAGCUCGGAACAUCUUCGGGAGAUCGAAAGCUCAGAAACAUAACCUUCCUUGUAUUCGUAGCACCGUGGAUCACUGCAGUAUUUCUAAUUCUCGACGUCUGCCUCGCUGCCAGCUUUUACGAAAUGUCAUCAGUGGCGGUCACCGAAAAGGAAAUCUGGGAGAGAUAUACGAUAGCAUUUUUGCUCCAGAGCUGCGAGUUUACAAUUGUGCUUCUGAUAUUCGGAGUUGUCGUAAGAACUAAGUCUGGAAAAGGUUCAGUUGAUAAUGCUCCAACAGUACAGUUAGGAACAUUUUUUGAUGAAGAGCCAAAGACAGAGAACUAAGAAGAUGACAACGAAUAUGGAAGUAAAAUCAUCACAGCAAAGUAAGACAUGGGAUUCCUGUGGGACGUUCUUUCUUUCCCACACAAGUAACUUUAGUUGCGAAAAAAGAAUUCAACUAUAAUAGCAAUUAGAUAGCAAAACAAGAAUACAAUGCGAGUCGAUUGAAAAUUUAAAAAAUUCUUCAAAAGAGGGAGCUACUACAAAGCCAGCGUGACGGGCACUCAGUGACGUAAAUCUAGAGCGUGAGUUUGUAGGGACGUUGUGGGAAGAGGAAAAACGCACCUCUUUCGAGCGCG